AGACGACGAACCAGCGAGCCAGGAGAGCUGGAAAGAGACAGAGAAUGCAAAUGUGAUCCAAAACUCGAGAUGAACAGCAGCCUCCGAUCCCAGCCCUCUCCAUCCGCGACGUCACUGCUGCCGUCUGGAGAGUUCCGGAGGAUCCAAGCGCGGCACUAGAGACCAGAAUGGCGCAGAGCCAAACUUUUGACCCAACGACUGCUCAGCGAGGAGAUCACGCAAAACCAAAUACCCACUCAAGCAAUCCAAAUUCGCAAUGGCCUUCCAGCCCGUUCCCGUUCCCUUCUCCGACCUCACCAAGUUGUCUAACGACCUCUUGACCAAGGACUUCCCUCUCCCUGGUACCACCCUCGAGGUCAAGACUGCUGCCUCCAACGGUGUCCUCUUCACCGUCAAGGGUACCCAGGACACCAAAGGUGCCAUCGCUGGUAACUUCGAGGGCAAGUACGCCGACCGCGUUAACGGCCUCACCCUUACCCAGGGCUGGUCCACCGCCAACCUCUUGACCACCAAGGUCGAGCUCGACAACCACAUCACCAAGGGCCUCAAGAUCGAUGCCCUUACUUCCUUCCAGCCUGAGACUGGUGCCCGCUCCGCUAAGCUUUUCGCUGCCUACAAGCAGCCCGCUUUCCACGGUCGCACCAACGUUGACGUCUUCAAGGGUCCUACCUUCGAGGCUGAUGCCGUUGUUGGCCACGAUGGUUUCUUGGCUGGUGCUCAGGUCGGUUACGACGUCCAGUCUGGCCGUAUCACCCGCUACGCUGCCGGUGCCGGUUACUCCGCCGUCGACUACACCGUCGGUGUCCAGGCUUUGAACAACCUCUCCAUCUUCCAGGCUUCUUACUACCACAAGGUCAACGCCUUCGUCGAGGCUGGUGGUCGCGCUACCUGGGCUGCCAAGGAGCCUUCUUCUGCUGUUUCCCUCGAAGUUGGUGGAAAGUACGUUUUGGACCCUUUCACCUCCGUUAAGGCCAAGAUCAACAACUCUGGUAUUGCUGGUCUUUCCUACACUCAGAUCAUCCGCCCCGGUGUUACCGUCGGUCUUGGUGCCUCCAUUGACACCCAGCGUCUCACUGAGGCUGGUCAGGCCCACAAGCUCGGUCUCUCCGUUACCUUCUCCGGAUAA
Messenger RNA from Saitoella complicata NRRL Y-17804, 1126 nucleotides. RefSeq lists its product as uncharacterized. The transcript is spliced from 2 exons. The record is from RefSeq and is a predicted model, not a curated record. NCBI's taxonomy places the organism in Eukaryota, Fungi, Ascomycota, Saitoellomycetes, Saitoellales, Saitoellaceae. Gene Ontology annotation, biological process: monoatomic anion transmembrane transport. Gene Ontology annotation, cellular component: mitochondrial outer membrane. The coding region runs from base 257 to 1126 and encodes 289 amino acids. Gene Ontology annotation, molecular function: voltage-gated monoatomic anion channel activity.